UAUUCGUUCUGUCUGUGGGUGUGUAUUUUGUCUUUUUGACUGAUUGUGUGUUGUUUUCUUUCCAGAUCGGCACGUUCACCACACACAGCGGUCAGUUCUUUCUGGAGCCACUGCUGAGCGCUGAUGGAGAAGAGUUUGAGGAGGAGCACAACAAACCUCAUCUGGUGUACAAACACCAUACACAACACACAGAGAAGUGCCACACUACAGAUGCAGUGUUCAGUGGUGACGUCCAUCUGUCCGCUAACAGCAGUCUGCACGAGCAUGUGUCAGCGCUGCACACACACUCCCCUGGCUCCACACACACACACUCCUCCAGACGCAAGCGAUUUCUGUCGUACCCGCGAUUCGUAGAGCUGAUGGUGACGGCGGAUGUGAAGAUGCUGAAACACCACGGAGCAAACCUGGAGCACUACAUCCUCACUAUCAUGUCAGUAGUGGCCUCGAUCUACAGAGACCCGAGUGUGGGAAACCUGAUCAACAUCAUGAUCGUCAAACUCAUCGUCAUCCAUAAUGAACAGGAAGGGCCGAAUGUAAGUCUGUUGGCCACAUCGACUCUUCAUAACUUCUGUGUGUGGCAGCAGAGCCAGAACUCAGCAGACGACAGCGACCCUUCACACCAUGACACGGCGCUGCUCAUCACCAGGGAGGACAUUUGCAGAGCCAAAGACAAGUGCGACACACUCGGUCUGGCGGAGCUGGGCACCAUGUGUGACCCGUACAGGAGUUGCUCCAUCAGUGAGGAGAACGGUCUGAGCGCCUCCUUCACCAUCGCUCAUGAGCUUGGACACGUGUUCAACAUGCCUCAUGAUGACAGCCCCAAGUGUCGAGAAGCUGGAAUCAAACACCAGUAUCACGUCAUGGCUCCGACGCUCAACUACGACACCAGCCCCUGGUCCUGGUCCAAGUGCAGCCGCAAAUACAUCACAGAGUUCCUGGAGUGAGUACAGCUCUGUGAUCCAGUCUGAGUGAGAGGAGAGUUCUAGAUACAUCAGUC
Messenger RNA from Danio rerio (zebrafish), 997 nucleotides. The record is from RefSeq and is a predicted model, not a curated record. Lineage: Eukaryota; Metazoa; Chordata; Actinopteri; Cypriniformes; Danionidae.